ACCUGGUGACCCGGAUGUGGUGUGUAAAUACGUUCAACACAUCAGGCCAGGUAAGUCACCUGCUGUCGGGCGCUAUGUACAGGAAUGUCGCCCCAUUCUACCGUCCUGACGAAAUCUUCAGGCUCGUCGUACAGCCAAAGGAGGAGCAACUGAUGACCAUGGUCUGAAGGGGAUGCCCACCCUCACAUUAAGUCUUCCAGAACUCAUCAUAAAGUCUUCCCAUUUUUGUUUGUUUGUUUCACAAUGAAUCAACAGACACUCAGCCAUGUCCAAGUGGCCAGGGUUUAAGAAAAGAGCUCCCAGUCCCAAGCGGAAUGCAGCCCCACCCCCACCCAGGGGGGCAAACACCCCCAUCAGCAAGCCCCCACCACCAAGCAAGUUUGGAGGGAACUCUCAGCAAGGCAGAACUCCUAGCAAUAUACCAGUCAUUGCUAGUCAAAGCCCAAAAUCUAUUCUCAAAAAGAAGAAGGCACCGCUGCCUCCCCCAAGACGAGGGAGCCCAAGAACUACAGAAAGAAAAGACUCGGUGCCAGGGAGUGAUGUUUACAACUCUGACUUAGAUGAUCUUCCUCCUCCUCCUGAUGUACCCCCUCCUCCUGUUCCAACCUCACCCCUUCCUGAUGACACUAAUCCCUCCUCCCCUGAGAAAAGUGGAACAGACCUACCUCCAAGCCAUACUGAUGCUGCUGAUGGACCAUACCAGUCAGAGGAGGGGGGCGAUGCCAGCCCACGGUUAAGUCCCUCUGUAUCCCCAAGCGUUCUCGCAAAACAGAGGCAGUCUCCAAACUCCAUGUUUGUUUUACCGUCACAACGAGCCAUGACAGGACAAAAGCCAUCCUCACUCCUAACUGCCUACUCUCUUCCAACUCUGUCUCCCAGAAAGGACCUGAGUUUGAUCAAACCUGGACAAGCCACGAAAGGCCCCUCACAGGGCCCUUUAACCACGGCCAGUGGGUCGUCCUAUCAUAGGAAGAAGUUCCAGCCUAUUUCAUUACCAGAGCCAGGAAUGCAGGCGGCAGAUAAUGAUUCCCCGGGACGACAAGCCUCACCAACUUCUCCAGCCACAGCAAACAGAAGUAUGAUACCGAGACUUGCGAGUUCUCAGAAGGAAACUAGCGGUGCAAGAGAUGAUUCAACGUCUUCCAGCAGUGAUAAUGCAAGAGCAGACCAUGACACGAGUACCCCUAGAAUUCACAUAGAAAUUGAGGAUUCGUCAGAAGCAGCUGUAAUAUUGCCCGGCUGGCAACAGAAUCCUGUACAAAACUGGACAAACGAGGACAUAGUAGAAUGGCUGCAGGCUACUGACCAGCAGGGCUUCGUGGAAAUCUUUGAGGGCUGCAUCGAGGGGGAAUAUCUGAUACAGAUCACAGAACAGGACCUCAUUGAUCUUGAGAUCGAAAAUGGUGGCCAGAGACAACAUUUUCUACGACUUCUAGAAGCUGAGAGGAACAGGCCAGACAGGACGCAGGAGCAGCAGAAAACUGAGUCUCAAAACAAAACUGACAUCUCUGCUUCCAAAGUGGAAGGAUCAGAUGUUCUGCUGAAUGACAGCCAGCCACAGUCACUAUUGAAAUCAGGCUUGUCCCACCCCCCUCGUGAACCCAGCACUGCCAUUGUGGAACCACAACUGUUACAGCAAAAUGGCAAAGAUGUUGAUGCUGAAGUGAGCACCAUGUGGAGACAGAAGGACCCUACAGACUGGGGCGAAGGUGACGUCUGUGGAUGGCUGCAGUCUACUGGGCUGGACAAGUUCAUUCACGUCUUCAGGGCCAAACACAUCACAGGACAGCAGCUUCUUCAGCUGGACCCACAACUACUUGACUCCAUGACAAUCCAUGACCCUGAGGACCGUGAGCGGAUCCUGUCCCACGUGUACGACCUGCUCCACCCAGAGGCAGCUGAUGUCGACCCAAGUGCAAUAGACCACCUUGACAACACCUAUGAUCGAGACAAGCUAGCAGCUGCUAUGCAGGCUCUGAGGAGAACAUCCAGUAAUGCCUAUGGGAUAGAGCUGCCCCCCCACCCCACACGAGCUAGUAAUAACAGUCCUGGUACACCCAACAAGAUGAAGAAAGGGCUCUCCAGACUGAAGGAAGCAGUGUCUCCCAAGUCCCUGUUCAGCAAGAGAGAUGGCAGACCAGACGGCAACUCUGUGCAGGUCUGGAACGACGUCUUGGAGCCUGGCACCUUCUACUGCAGUACGUACCAGGUGCUGGAGGGCACCACAGCAGCUGAGCUGGUACAGCAGUGUAUGGAGUCCCUGGACCUGGCAGAGGACCCCAGACUCUACUGUAUCAUGCAGGUGGCCAUGCAGUCUGGGACAGAAGGUCGUGAGCGCAGGCUAGUCAGGACAGAGUGGCCAAUAGCAGUGCAGAGGGCUUGGCCCAGCUUCACCAGUCACCGCUUCGAGCUACGGAGAUGGGACUCUGGACAAUCCAUCAAGGUUAUCUGCAGAAUUACUGGCCACAAGUCUCGUGGGAAGAGCUUCAAGGUAUCCCAGAAUUCCGCAUACCUGGAUGUGAUGCGGCUCACGUUACGGAAGUUUGGGCUGAAGAACGUGGACCUGGACUUGUUCUGUAUGAUGGAAAUAGACAAAGAAGGAGGGAUCCGUGAGUUGGAGGAGAGUGACUGUCUGGGACAGAUCAGCUGCACCUGUUUUGUUGUGUGUGACAAGGAGAGCAGGGAGGAGCAGAUGGAUGGGCCCAUAGCUAGUGUCAUCAGAAGGAACUCUUCUCUACUCUCUCAGACAUCAACGUAUUCCAACACAUCAGCAGGAAGCAUCACAUCCUCAGGGUCGGACUCCAAGGCAGUGGACAUGGAGAAACUCAACAAGGUGGAGGCAGAGAUGGCCAGUAUAGAGCAGGCUCUGACCACGCCCCCGGGGUCAGAGGUCGAUAAGCAGGCUGUGACCCUAGCUGACCUUCAAAGACAGGUAGCUGAACUUAAGGAGCAGCUUGAGAAGAAGGAAGUCACCAUCACCACCUUACAAAAUACCAGUGAACAACUUCAGGAGAGAGACAGACAGUGUGCCAGUCUACAAAAGACCCUGUCAGAACUACAGGAUGGCUACAGACAACAGGAGGCCAACUUAGUGCAGAAGUUAGAAGCAGACAGACACAGAAGACACAGCACUACAGAGGCAAAGAUACAAGGUAACUAUGCUGAAGUGCUGGAGUCACUACAGGCUCAGCUGGACCAGAUCAGCCAGGAGAUCAGCACCAAGGAGAGUGCCAUCCAGCAACUACAGCAGGAACAGGCCAGGCUGGAGCCUAGCAGUAACACCACCAUAGAUGCGAGUAUCCAGCAUGCAGAGCUGGAGUACAAACUUGCCAUGGAGGAGACGACUCUGCUGAGUUUGCAGCAGAGACAGGCAGACCUACUGGAGGAGGUGGAGGAGGCAAAACUGGAAUUACAGAAAAAUCAAAAGUCAGAAGAAAAAGUGUCCCUGUAUCCUCUGGUCUCCCCUGACAUAACCACGGCCAUCCUGACCCUGACCCUGACCCCUGGUCCAGGUGGUUAUGGCUUCACAGCUUCUCCAGACAAGAACAAGAUGCUGAAAGUCCUGUCCGUAGGGAAAGAUUGUGGGUUAAUGGAAGGAGACAGGUUGCUUGAGAUCAAUGGUGAAGACAUCAGGAGCGUGGAUCAGUCCAUGCUGGGGUCUCUGCUGGGUACCAAACAACCUGCGGAGGUCGUCGUACUCAGGAAAGUACCACAGGACAACAAACAGGAGGAGCUGGACAGGGUUGAGGGGGAGCUGUCUCGCCUGAAGGAUGAUAUCACCAUGGUGAUGGCAGAAUUACAGGAGCAACAGGAGGAGAACUCCAGGAUGAGACAGGAAGUAGAAAGGUUGAAGGACAGAGAGCAAGAGGUUUUGUUGGAAAAGCAGACCUCAGAGGAAACAGCUGAAACUCUGAGAAAAAAGCUGGAGGUGUCUGAGAGGACGUGGAAGGACCUACGUGACAAGAUCGAGGAGUUACAGCACAAGGAGAUCCCCCUCCCCACACCUGCCCCCACCCCUGUCACUAAUGGACUGGACCACAUGCAUGAUCAGUUACAGGAAGUGAAGAGGCUGAAGAGAGAGCUGGCCCAGCAGGAGAACCAUGUCACUAAGCUGGAGGGGGAGCUCAGGGCAAGGGAAGCAACAAUGUUGGCCCUGCAGAAGGAGAGAGAUGAUGCUCUAGAGGAGAUACAGAUGCUGGAGGAGGAAGAUGAAGAGGAAAGAAGGCCAGGUCUUAGGAGAAAAACAAAGAAAGGCCACAGAAGAAAAGGGGAUGAGCCACCAAUUUGGGAGACUCUAAAAGAUUCUAACAAGGACACCAUCCUGGCCGCCCUGAAGGAGAAUGUCCGCGAGAGUUCGGAGCAGAAGGCUUAUCUGGACCAGCUGCUGAAUGUGGUGAUAGAACAGGCUCCACAGCUGCUGCAGUACAUGGGGGAUGACAUGGAGGCAGGGGACUUCUCAGGAAAUGAAGAGUUCUGUUGACAACAGUCAAGGGAAAUGCAGAACUCUGUUGUGAGAGACAGCAACUUAAAAAUUAAAGGUUUUCACCCAACAGAUGCUUUUGGAACAGGCUGAAUAUGUAGUCUGUUAGAACUAAGACAUCAAAUUAUGUAAUUAACAUUUCUAGAAAGCCACAUAAUGCUUGAGCCUAAGUAACAAUCAUAUUUAGCUCAUCAAGUCAUCAUACCAAGCCACAGUAUGUUUAUUAAUAUUUUUAAUUUAGAAAUACACAAUUUGUGAAAUACCCCUGGCAGGGUCCAGGGGCCUUCCACACAUUUCUUGGCACAAUGUUUGACUCAAAUGAGAAGGUUCACAUCAUUGUUAGACUUAAUGCCAGGUCCAUUUUAAGAUCUGUGAUUUUAAACAGUGCCAUGGAAUGAAAUACUACAGAACGUAACUCUGUUGAUCUGUUGAGUACUUCUUUUUUAUUUUAAUGUCAAGCUUUUUUUCAAACAUGUCUUCCCCUCAUUUUAUAAGGACAAGCUCGUCAGAAUCCCAGUCUCGCUUGUCACAUUGUUAUUGAAUAUUGAAGAUUUCAUCCAUGGUAGAAAAAAAUAGAUAAUAGACUAUAUUGGCAGACAGAUCUAUAGUGAAUUACUUUAGAGUAUAUACAGUUUUUUUUAUAUCGUUCCGUCAGUAAUGGAAGGAGCAUUGCAUGACAAGUGAAACCAUGACACUCUGGUGGCCAGUAGUAACAUGUAUAGCAUAUCUAUUGAAGAUAAUAGAGAUUAAUCUCUUUUCUCCCAAAAGCCUGCCAAGGAACCAUUUCUAUUGGCAGUGUUUGUUUACCUAAUGAUUCAAAGUGCCUUGCUACUUGUUCUUCACCUUAUGGGUAGCUUUUUAUACAUGUACAUGUAGGCUAUCACCAAUGAGCCUGUUCUUUCAAAUUUUACAAACAUUACAGUCAAAUUUAAUCUUUAUCUAAUUUAAGUGUUAAACAAAAUAGUAACAAAAUUCUGCAGCAAUAUAUAUAUAGAUAUUGUACAUUUAGAUCUCAAACUGUAGACUACAACUCUUCCAUAAUUCAAAAAUAUUCUCUUAUUUCAUUAUGUAUAUGUACUGUGUCUUUGUACGGUGUGUAUAUUUCAUAAUUAUUUGUUUUCCUAUCUAUAUGAUGUAAGCUUGUAACAAAAGACAUUUCUAAGAGGCUGGGUUCCUCCAAUAUUCACACAAUGUUAUCAUGAUACAAAUUAAGUAUUGUACUAAGUCUUGUAUAUGUUAACGAACAGAAAAUACAAAUGUUUACAUCUAUCAUAUCCUUCCUUAGCUAUAAUUGGGGUAGAUUUUGUAUUGCAAAUACACAUAAAGUGAUGUCUUGCCUUUUACAAUUGUUGUAAGUCAUAUCAUCAUACAAAUGCAAUGUUUUCUGUAGAUUUUCUAAACAUUGUCAUUUCAUGCAUCAUAAAAUUGUAAUUAUGUUUAACGUUAUAUCUAACUUGCCUCCCUUCCAUGUAUGGAAUGCUUGGUACAGUUUAAAUAGUACCCCUUGGUGCGCUACAGUUCAAAGUGCACCAUCAUGUGACAUGAAUUUCUGUAAUGAAAUUAAAUGAGAUACAGUUAAUUCAUUACAUUUACUUCUCUGUUGUAUUAUGAUGAACAUAUUUUGAUUACCUCACAAUAAAUCCAGUCUCCUGUCAA
Molecule: messenger RNA, 6136 nt
Organism: Branchiostoma floridae (Florida lancelet)
Lineage: Eukaryota; Metazoa; Chordata; Leptocardii; Amphioxiformes; Branchiostomatidae
Exons: 31
Coding region: 266-4480 (1404 amino acids)
Biological process (GO): signal transduction
Molecular function (GO): protein binding
Source: RefSeq, a predicted model, not a curated record